AUGAGGUCAGGUACCUUAGGUCCCCUCCCCUCCUUUGCUCGAUACCUCCAUCGCAUCAGCAACGAUUCGGACACGGCCUACGCAUCCUCGCCUCCACCCAUUCAUCUUCCUCGUCGCACUCGCGCAUCAGCUGCGGCAUUUGUUGCCCGCCUCGUCACGCCGACGGCCACAUUCACAGUUCUGGAAGUGCUCGUCGUUGAUGUGGGCGUAGUCGAUCGCGAGAUAGACGGACUCCUCCUUCCAAACUUCUUCCGCCCCGAUACGCAAUACUCUCCCAUGGUCCCACAACCAAGGUCGGGAUCAUUCUCUCCACAUCCUUCACAGACACUGCACACUGGAGUUUGGCACUCAACCUAUCCAUCACAAUCCGCUGGGUUGACUGCAGGCGCAAGUCCAAGUACGAGUAGUCCGACAGGGCCAAGUUCCCUGGUCAAAAUUGCUGUCGCCCAAGUAUAUCUCCUUCUCGGUGCUAUCAAGGAAGACAAGGACCGCGCCAAGUGGGAGACACAAGCAGAACAACUACAAAAGCUCAUCAAUGAACACGGAAUGGAGGUCUUUGCGAAGUAUUUUACGCGCCUUGUCGCUGCCCAUGCUGGCCAUAUCUUCCACGGACAUACACGGCCGGGAACCAAUGGCAAUUUUCACCUUCUCAUGAGCGAGAUGAAGAAGAUUUCCCACGACGCCAAUCAAGCCAACAAGAUUGCUGAGUCUAUCGAAACCGGCACAGAAGACUUGUUCCGUGACUUUGACAUGUCAACUUUCAUGGAAGCAUUCAAGUUGGAUGCUCUCGAAAAGACGAUAUUGGCGCUAGCCUUCAAGACAGGAUCAAGGUCCGACCUCAAGACCAAGGCCGAUGCCAUCUUAUCCACGAAUUUCCCGACCUUCGUGAACAUUCUUGCCCGGCGCGAACUAGAGGAGCACGCAGAUUUGACCGAUUCCUUCAUCGCUGUACUCGUCGAUCGCUUCAUUCAGUAUCAGCCACCAAACUUCAACGCCGCGUCCAAGUCCGAACUAGCCUACAAGGUCCAGGCAAGGUGGCACGGGGACCAGGCUCCGCCGCCCUCUGAAGUGCUUGCCGCGCUUGAUUUGGUUAGAGUGCUGGCCGACAAACCUCCAAAUGCUCUGGCAACAUACAUCCAAAGAACGGGCGGCGACUUUACUAGAGAUGAGGAGAGUUGCGUCUCAUACCUGCAAAGUCGGCCUCAGAAUGUUCAGCUCAGUGAAGAGCAGGUGUCAAUCGCCCUGACUUACAGCACUAUCAGCCAGACACCCCGUUAUGACCCGUCGAUUCUUGCGGCAGCCCUCCGUCGAGUUCUUCCUUCGUCAUUUAGGUGGCAAGACGUGGUUUCAUACUUCGAUCAGCGAUCCGCUCGAAUCUCCUCCCGGCAAUUUCUCCGUCUAUACAAUGCGUUGCUCCCGAUCGCUGAAGAUGAUCAAACAUUUGAUAUCCAGAAGCUAUGGGGUGGAAACUGGGAACAUCCAGAAACCCAACUGUCUUUCAUAUGCGCGUUCGCCUCACUUCAGCCGGAUCAGCUUGACGCCAGUACAAUCCCGGGUUUGAUUCCAACGCUGACACUGGAAACCUACGUGCAAUCUGCCCCAGAGGUUCAGCAACGCGCGGCGUUCGCGGCCAAGCACGCGUUGGUGUCUGUUGAGGCACUGUCGGCCGUGUUUCAUGUUGCCCUUCACUCAGUCCACGCGUCGCAAAGCGUCGAAGCCAAGCGCCUGUUCCAGGAAGUCGUGGUACCUAACCUAGACAUCUUCGUCGUUUCCGCGUUUGGAGUGCCGAAACCAUGGCCAACGAUGGCAGUCGAUACGCUGAACUCUCUUUUCGAAAGCUUCCUCUACAAACGAUCAACGGAAUAUGAUUUUGUUCUCGACAGCCUGUGGAAGAAGGACAAGGAGUGGGUGAUUCAGCGGCUGAUUGAGGCACACGCCAUUAAACCAACCGAUCUUCCCUUGAUUUUUGAGCAUGCCUUGAAACACAAGUGGCUCGAUGAGCUUGUAUACCUAUCAAACGGGUUUGGACUCGAUCUCGCAGCGCUUGCUCAUGCCGAGGGUUAUCUUGACUUGGUUAAUUGGGCGCGACUCAACUCCGAGAGAAGCAACGAGAUUGCGCGGUCUUUGCUCCAGUUUUUGCUGAUCAAGGCAAACUUGGAAUUGCAAUUCCAGCGCCCCCCUGAUGGCCAAGCUGCCGUAAAAUCUAGUACCACUCUCCAAGUGAGGACAGUGGCUGCUUUUCUGCAAAUUCUGGAGGACUUUCUCCCCAAGACUCCCUUGCAGGAUCUCAUCAUGGUGCAGCGAUCUUGCAUCACGGUCUACCCUAGAUUGAUCAACUAUGGCGAAGGCUUCGACGAUAUCAUUGACGCCAACGGCAAAGAUGGGAACGCUUUGCCUACCGGGGCCAACAGUAAGAUGGAAGAACAUUACAAGAAGAUGUACGGGGACGAAAUUCAAGUCCGCAACAUCGUCGAGGUCCUGGAUCGGUACAAACAUUCUCGCGAUCCUCUAGAUCAAGACGUGUUCGCAUGCAUGAUCCACGGCCUGUUCGAUGAAUACGCUCAUUAUGUCGAUUAUCCCUUAGAGGCACUCGCAACAACCGCAGUGCUUUUCGGUGGCAUCAUCUCCCACAAGCUUAUCUCGGAUCUCCCGCUCAAGAUUGGUCUUGGCAUGAUUCUUGAGGCUGUCAGAGAUUAUUCCCCAGAGGAUUCGAUGUACAAAUUUGGACUGCAGGCCCUGAUGCAACUGUUUUCUCGCUUCCGGGAAUGGCCCGGCUUCUGUCGACAAUUGCUGCAGAUACCCGGCCUACAAGGUACCGAGGCCUGGAAGAAGGCUGAAGACGUGGUUCGAGACCACGAGGAUGAGCUUGCACGAUCGCGCAACGGCGUUAUGCCUUCAGCUCAUGUCAAUAGCGAGUCUCUUUCGAACGGUAACGUACCCGAAGGCAGACCGACGGAUCGUCAACCGCAGCCCUUCCAGUCUAUCAACGCAUCUGACCGUUCGCCUGGAGUCGAUUGCGAGGAGCCAUCAAGCGAUACACAAGGCAAGAUUCAGUUCGUACUGAACAAUCUUACCGAGACCACCCUUCAAACCAUGUGUCAAGAGUUGCGGGAAAUUCUGGAACAUCGUUAUCAGCAAUGGUUUGCAAGCCAUCUGGUCGAGGAGCGAGCCAAGAUGCAGCCUAAUUAUCACCAAGUCUACCUUGAACUGGUCAAGCUGUUCGAAGACAAGAUUCUGUGGGGAGAGGUUUUGAGAGAGACGUACGUGAGCGUGGCUCGUAUGCUCAACUCGGAGGCCACCAUGCAGAACUCGACCGAACGGUCACACCUCAAGAAUCUUGGAGGCUGGCUUGGUCUUCUCACUCUGGCUCGCGAUAAGCCGAUUAAGCACAAGAACAUUGCCUUCAAACAGCUCUUGAUCGAGGCUCACGACACGAAAAGGCUCAUCGUGGUCAUUCCCUUCGUUUGCAAAGUCAUUCUCCAGGGAGUCAACUCAACCGUAUUUCGGCCACCGAACCCAUGGUUGAUGGAUAUCAUUCACUUGCUCAUCGAGUUAUAUCACCAUGCUGAGCUGAAGCUCAAUCUCAAGUUCGAGAUUGAAGUGUUGUGCAAGGGUCUUAACCUUGACCACAAAAGUAUCGAGCCUUCCGGCGAGAUUCUCAACCGUGCCGCUGUCGAAGAUGCACAAGAGCUGGUUUCCCAAGACACUUUGGAGACGUUUGAAAAUCUUUCCCUGAACGGGAUUUCCACGGGUGUCACAGCUGGCCUCUCUCCUCAGGUCAUUGCUGCAUCAAUCCCAGAUCUUGGCCCGCUCAUUCACAUUCCGCCUACGAACGAAAUGGUGGUAACGGCUACCCGACUGCACGAGAUUGUUCGGACUGCUCUUACGCAGGCUUUGCAAGACAUCAUACAGCCUGUGGUAGAUCGAUCCGUCACGAUUGCUGCCAUUUCCACCCAGCAAAUGAUUCACAAAGAUUUUGCGACUGAGCCUGAUGAGAACAGGGUCAGGACAUCAGCCAUCAGCAUGGUGAAGGCGACUGCCGGAAGUUUGGCGCUGGUGACCUCUAAGGAGCCGUUGAGAGCCAACUUCACAAAUUAUAUGAGGAACUCAUCUAAUGACCUACCGCAAGGGUUACCGGAAGGCACUAUCAUCAUGUGUGUGAACUCAAAUCUUGAUCUGGCGUGCAACAUCAUCGAGAAGCAAGCUGAGGAGAGAGCUGUGCCGGAGAUUGAGGAGAUGAUUGAGCCUGAACUGGAAGCACGCCGUCGUCAUCGCCUUCAGCGCCCUAGUGAGCCAUAUGUGGAUGCCUCUCUCAGUCGAUGGGCGUGGACUAUUCCCAACCCGUUCAAGUUGUCGCCAAGCAUGGGCGGCCUCAACCCUGAACAGAUGGCCAUAUACGAGGACUUCGCCCGCCAGCCUCGGACCACCACUUCCAAUGCUCCAUCUCACGUACCCUCCGCUUCUGAUGCGACUAGAUCGCUUGCCAACGAAGUUCUCCAAGACCAGUUCUCCACAGUACCCAGCCUGGGAGCUACGGCAGAUGCACCAGCCGUUCAACACCUCGGCUCUCAGGUUCAGCAGUACGCCCCCGUUCACAAUGGAGCAAUGCCUACCGCGAGGCCCCAAGCAUUCCAAAUGGACGGCCGCGCUUUGAUUGAACGCGUCCAGAAGCUUCUCAUGGAACUGCAGCGCGUGGCGACCGAAGCGCGCGAGGAACACUUCGCCGACCUCCCGAGGCCACAUCCCGUCCUAGAUGUGGUUGACGCAUUGGUUCAGCAUAUGAUCAAGGCAUCGCAGACUUCAGACGAGUUUGCUGUUUUUGCUGCUGAUCAAAUUAUCCAGCUCAUUUUCAGCCCGAUUGAUGACAACUUAGCCUUGGAAAGCCUGGUCCAUGUUCUGGAGACGUUGCGGAAGAUUUCUGGCCCAACGCUGAACAACCGCGUCACUGCCCACUUCCGCCAACAGUCUGGAGCCACCUUCCUCCAAAUGCCACUUCUCGCUGCACUGCUGCGCACCGACCUCCUCGACUGGAGAAACAUUGAUUUAUCCAUGUCCAAAGCGCUGCAGCAAAGGAAAGAAGGCUCGCUAGACUUCUUGGACCAGAUGGUUGAUCUGACUCUCCUCGGCAGCCGGCCAAUGGCGCUUUAUGGCGACUUUGUUCGGACACUCGAGGCUGCCUGGUCCUGGAUACAGGACGAGCCAGAUUCCGCUAUCGGACAGCGCUUGAAGGCGAAGCUCUCUGGUCAAACACUGCCUCAAACUGCGCAACAGGAGAGCGAAGGCGCACUCCAGCAGGACCAAAUGGAAUAUGUUUUUGACGAAUGGAUCCAUCUUUGCAAUAACCCUGACGGAUCGGAGACCUCGUCCAUCAUGUUCGUGCAGCAGAUGCAAAUCAGAGGUGUUGUCAAGAGCAAGGACGACCUUUUUGUUUUCCUCAGAAUCGCAACAGACAUGUCGGUGGACAGGUUUGAGCACUUCGUCCAUUCGACGGGAACCCUGACGGAUGCCUUCCUCGCUGUGGAUGCCCUCGCAAAGAUGAUUAACAUUUUUAUCAGACUUCAUGGUGAAGCACAGCCUACUCCGACGCCAAGCCGAGCGGUCUACUUGGAUUCUGUCUUGGCCUUUAUCACUCUCGUGCUUAACCAUCACCAUGUGAAGCGCGCGGAUCACUUCAACCAGAGAGUGUUCCAUCGUCUGUUGUCGGUUCUCCUUUACGAAAUCAGCUCUACUGCAGAGCAGCUCCCCGAGUCAGAGAGAUCGGAGCUGUUCCUGAAGUUCGCUGCCAGACUCGCAGACCUCGGACCGAAAUAUCUUCCUGGCUUCGUUUUCGGCUGGCUCUCCCUCCUCCAGCAUCGGGCUUUCUUGCCUGCAGUAAUGAAGGAUCGCUCCGGGUGGGUGGCGUUUACCAGACUCCUGCAAUUGCUCCUGGAACAUAUUGGCGAACAAGUCAAAGCGAUCGAGCCCUCCAAUGUAGCGCGCGAGAUUUAUCGAGCCACCCUCAAGCUACUCGUUAUUCUACAGCACGACUACUCGGACUACCUCGCGGCACACUCACAUCAACUCAUAGCUAGUGUCCCUCCUCACUGCAAGCAGCUUCUCAACGCCAUAUUGACAGCGAACCCAGCAGCCCAUCCUAAGAUGCCGGAUCCUUCGUUUCCCGGUCUGCAAGCUGAUAGAGUAGAUGGUGCCAGGGACUCCCCUGAAUGUCUAGACAACUCUACGUCUAUUCUGCGCGACUUAGGCUUGCUCGAUGUCCUUAACCACGCGCUGCAGAACGGCCCGUCCGAGGAUACAUUAGCACACAUCACGCGAGCCAUUGUCGAAAGCCAGCGACCUGAUACCGGUUUUGGGCAUGUGCCCAUCAAUGCCAAUUUGCGAGUGGUCGAGGCGGUCACUCUUCAUGUCGGCAACUAUGCUGUCCAGCAGUCAACUCAGAAGGGUACGGAUGUCUUCAAUCCAGCCUCAUCAGAUGUGGCCACAAUGUCCAUCUUGCUUCACGAGCUGCCUCCUGAGGCCCGCUACUACCUCAUCACCAGCAUUGCAAACCAAUUGCGGUUCCCCAAUGCCCAUACCAACUACUUCAGCCGUAUCUUACUGGAGAUCUUCGGCCAGGACAUGAAUGACCCUGAGGAGACGGAGAUCAGGCAGCAAAUCACUCGCGUGCUUUGGGAACGCCUGAUCGGCUACUGGCCCCAACCCUGGGGUCUCAUGGUGACAGUUGUUGAGUUGCUCAAGAACGAGAAGUACAUGUUUUUUGAUCUCCCAUUCGUCAAGUCAAACCCAGAGGUCAUUGAACGCUUCCAUGCCAUUUUACAGCGCGCAUAA
Molecule: messenger RNA, 6825 nt
Organism: Colletotrichum paranaense
Lineage: Eukaryota; Fungi; Ascomycota; Sordariomycetes; Glomerellales; Glomerellaceae
Product: CCR4-Not complex component
Exons: 6
Coding region: 1-6825 (2274 amino acids)
Biological process (GO): nuclear-transcribed mRNA catabolic process, deadenylation-dependent decay; negative regulation of translation
Cellular component (GO): CCR4-NOT core complex; P-body
Molecular function (GO): molecular adaptor activity
Source: RefSeq, a predicted model, not a curated record